This is a messenger RNA of Pygocentrus nattereri (red-bellied piranha), 6697 nucleotides long. RefSeq names its product transgelin 3a (gene tagln3a). The transcript has 5 exons. Bases 252 to 893 code for a protein of 213 amino acids. Gene Ontology annotation, molecular function: protein binding. Lineage: Eukaryota; Metazoa; Chordata; Actinopteri; Characiformes; Serrasalmidae. The record is from RefSeq and is a predicted model, not a curated record.
CAGCAGCCGAAGUGUGCUGUUUAUUUCUCUGGGUGUUUAUAUUUGCACUGGCCUCGUCACCGAAGCUCAUACAGCCUCAUUCAUAAAUGUUAAGCAGUCGAGGCUUAAUGAUGGAUGCAGAAGAAGGAAAGAAAACGAAUGAGCAUCAAUUCCUAUUCCAAGACUGAAACAUCCAGUUCAACAGUUAACCCCAGGACGUCAGAGUUGUGCCUGCGUCCACAGAGUAGACCGGCAUUGAUCUGCGUGCUGCCAUGGCGAACCGGGGGCCCAGUUACGGCCUGAGCCGAGAGGUGCAGGAGAAGAUCGACCAGAAGUACAGCCAGGAGCUGGAGGCCCGCCUGGUGGACUGGAUCAUGGCGCAGUGUGGCGACGGCCUGGAGCGCCCCGAACCUGGCAAGCAGAACUUCCAGAGUUGGCUCAUGGAUGGGACGAUUCUCUGUCGUCUCAUUAACAGUCUCUACCCCAGUGGCAUGGGGCCCAUAAAGAAGAUUCCAGAAAGCAAGAUGGCCUUCAAGCAGAUGGAGAAGAUCUCUCAGUUCCUGGAGGCAGCAGAAGCCUACGGUGUUGUCAGAGGAGACAUCUUCCAGACUGUUGACCUGUGGGAAGGAAAGGACAUGGCUGCAGUCCAGAGGACCCUCAUGGCUCUUGGAAGUGAAGCCCUCACCAAGGACGACGGACAUUACCAUGGCAACAAAGACUGGUUUCACAGGAAAUCCAAAGGCCACCGGAGGGAGUUUUCCGAGGACCAGCUUCGUCAGGGCCGCGCACUGAUUGGAAUGCAGAUGGGCAGUAAUCGUGGGGCAUCUCAGGCAGGCAUGACGGGUUACGGCACCCCGCGCCAGAUUAUGCGGUACGACUCCCCCCGGCGCAAUGGAGACCGAAGCCCCUCUUAAAAGCAGUACAAUCAAAAAUCACCUUCUUUUCCGUUUGAGUUUUUUGUUGUUACCCACUGAUUUUACAAAUUUUUAUGCUUUAUUUUCCUCACUUUUGAUCAGGGACGUGGGAAGACGGUGUAAGUUGGGGGUGCUGACAUUUUUGCAGCAUAAACAUGAGGUACACAGUGAUGUCAUACUAAGUGAAAUUAUUUCACUGAAUAAUUUAAGCUAAUUUGCGUCAAAUAGAACGUUUCUUUAGAAAAUCAUUACGAACGAAUAGAUGAUGAUAACAAUAAAGAGACGGCAAUACUUGGCAUAUAUUUAGCAACUGCUUUCUCAGUCCUGUGGGAUCCCCCACCUAAGAUAAACUGUCCUCCAGAGAAACCGCCUAAUUUUCAAGCAAAUUAAAUAAAUAAGUAGUUUACACUUAAUCAGUGGGGACCUUCAGGGCCUCCUAGGUCUUCAGCGAAGGCCUGAUGAUUUCUGGUAACUCCAAAAUGCAUGUCUGUUAUUUUGAGCUCAUAUUUAUUUCAUAUUAUCCUUCCUGCAACUAUUAUUACGCUACUUGUUGCAUUGUUAUGGUUUGGAUGGAUACAAAUUGUUAAAUUCUUGAAAGGGCAAGCGGAAAAUUGGAAAAUCAGGAGAGUUGUCUCCGAGGUAUUGCCGAGCAAGCUAUCCCAUUGGUUGGGACUUCAGGAGCUGGACUGAAGGCCUUACUUAUUAGAUUAACCACUAUCACAGUGAGAAAGUGAAUUAGAGAAAUCAAUCAUUCAUGCUUUGGAAACAAUUUUGUGAGAAAAAAACAGCCAUUCUGAAACUUCUAGUCACGUCACUGACUCUGGGUACGAGCUGUAGUCGAAUCAGUGGGUUGUUAGAUAUGGAAAACAGUGGCAGCAGGAGUCACUGUGAAACAGCUACAGGCUAAAACAUAAGGUAAUAUGUCUGUUACAAGCUUCAAAUAAAACAUCUGGAAUGAGUUUUAGAAGCUUCAAACGUUUAAUCCAGAGCUGCCAAAUGUGAAUUGCUGUUAGCUCAGCACUAACAAACUACUGGAAUCCCAUAGGGAUGCUAGCAUUAUUGUUGAGGUGGGCUUUUUCCUCAUAUUUGGACCACGUUUUGACAUUUAUGGUAUAAGUUGAAGGCCUAUUUCUAAUAAUCAUGGUUUGCCCAUGCAAGCAAUAUUAAUACGUCUUGUGAUCACUUUUGCAGUAUAUCCGUUGAACUUGGUCCAUGGCUGCGUUCAAAACUCAAAACCUCCCCUUGGCUAAACAUGCUCUGAGCUCUGCUAGCAUUGCAACACUUACAUUGGGAACAGAAGCAACAGACUGUAACACUGGUUCACCAACUAAAGUCCUAUUCAGACGGGAUUAGUUCUCCAUGGGGAGGUGGGUAAUGCCAGUUUAUCUCAGGACGUCUGUGUCUAGGUGAUGGGACUGGCUACUCCAUUUACCUGCUGUCUUUAAUCCACUAACGAAUAUAAAAGAUGUUAAAACAUUUAAUUUAGCCAGGACAGUGUUAUAAGUGACCUGCCAGCCAGAACGCUGCAGUUUUUUCUGUCACCUCAUGGUGGCAGCAGUGCUGUAAAUUACAGUGUAAUGUGGCACACUGUGAAGUUAACUAAAGUUUUUUCUUUGACUAAACUGGCAGCUUCCUUUACUGAAUACUUCUUAUCAGAGCAAAUUCAGGAGAUCAGUGAAUAUUAACUGUUCAAAGUUUAACAAAACACAGUAUGACCUGGCCCUUUUUGGAGUUUGGACCACCUCCAGGGGAGAGCUAAUGCCCAAAACAAGUUAACACAAACCCAAACCUAACCCAAGCUAACACAAACAACUACCCUGCCGGAGAUUAAGAGUUACAUGACCCAUUACAAAAAACAUCUAGAACUGAACAAGACAAGCUGAACCACGGCACUGGGUUUGAUCGGGUCAGUGGAAGAGCGGAUGGCACAGGCGCAACAACCCAGAGCUGGGUUAUUAGGAGCCUGGCCACCUCCUGUUCACCCACAUGUUACAUCAAAACAGGACUGCAAAACAGCAGAGGGCGCCCGUGAGCAAGUCCUCAAUGAAUGAGAGUGAAUGGAGCUGACAGCCCAGAACUUUCAUUUUAGGACGUAGAAGGAUGUAUUUCACUUAAAAAGGAAAGAAAACUUUCCAAUAUAUUACCUUUUUUCUACAGUAAGCAGGGUUUGAGCAGCAGGACGCUGGUAUUACUGCUACUGAGUGCUGAUUGGUUGGCGAGCGGAGCAGUUCAUUGGCUGUUUGUGAUCAUAGACAUCAUGAACGUAUAUGAGACAUUGUUUUAAACUCCAAUAAUUCGAGUUCAAAGCUCUUCAAAAUAUAACAGCAGUGUUUAAAUGUUUUAUGCUGUUCUGUGUUCAAGAAAUUAUUGCAUUCUAUUACAUUAAAAAUGUUUAAGCACUUAUAAACUAUGAUUUUGUUCAAAUCCUCCAUAUCAACCCAUUCAUUUCGGGAGCGCCCUCUAGCAUUUGAGAAACCCGUAAGACAUAACAGUGUUAAUUCUGCUCUCUACAAGUUCUCUGGCAACAACCAAAGCAGCUAGUGACCAUCUUGCUUUCCCUGCCCCUUUUGUAGCUGAAGUGCCCCCUGCUGCAGCCAAUAAGAAGUCUCCAAAUUCUCUUGCUAGUAAAUAGGUGGAACACAAAAAAGUGAAAGACGAGAGGGCAAGGCAGCAAAAGCAGGUAUAUGCACCCUAACAGCCGUAACAAUCGGUGAGAAGCGCUGAUAAUAAUUGCAUUACCCCACUUCCCCAUAUAAAACUAAUCCAGUCCGAAUAGGGCUUAUAGCACCAAUUGGGCUCACGGAACUUUAGGCGACUCUGGAAAAGACAGUGGCAAAAGCCAUAGGCUAAUUCAGAAUUUGAAAAUAUGGAAAUUAUAAAUUAUGUAUAAUUACAUUUUGUUAUUACUUUGCGAUUGCAAUCCUGACAACAAGGGGUGCUGCAGCCCCCUCAGCACGCCCACUUCCCACAUCCCUGCUAUUGAUACUGGAUCUCACUAGAGCUCAGGAGAACUAACCUGCAGAACUUACCUGAAGGAGCAAAGUGGAGAAGAAAGACAAAUCAGACCAAGCUACAUUCUAGCUCAUGGGCUAUUAUGGAACCCUUUAGUUCCAAGUUUAGUUGUGUUGCACUGCAGUAUUGAUGGGAUUGCAUGUAUUGUACAUAAGAGCACUGAUCUGGAACCAGGGUUCGUCUUUCUAAUCCCAGAGAAUAACACCACAAGCUGAUCCUAGAUCAGCACUUCUGAGUGAUGUGUGUUCUCAGAGAAAUACUUGCUCCAAAGAGCUAACCCAGUCAAAAUACUGCAUGUCUUAAAGAACGGUAAGGUGUGACACACGUAUGACAGUGUUUUGUUGGUAUAUUUAUUUAUUUUUAUUGCUUUAUUUAUCGUUGUGGUGCCCAACAAUGCUGUUAACAUGAUUACAUUCAAAUUAAUGACCACAAAUCACCUUUGUCUUAUGUGUGGUUACAGUAUGGCUACACCUUCAUUCCUACUAGAUACAAACCUACAUGUAUUAGUCAGUAUAAUGCUAUUAUAAUGUUGCUGUAAUGUGUUAUAAAAGCAAUGUCAUUUCUAAUUCUGAUCAGAAGCCAUAUAAGCCAAUAGCAUUGCGCUUUUAAGCAGUGUGUUAUUAUAUAUGACAGACACCACUGUACCAGUAGAUUUGAUGGCGUGCUUUAAAGCUCAGAUGAGUAUUCUGGGAAUCAGCUCAUACUUUGGCUUGGUUUUCUUGUUUUUUGUUCACCUUUGGUUGGGAAAACUGUGCCAUUUAGUGUUGGCUCAUUCCAACAGAUGCUUAAAACUUGUCUUUUGUCCAGCAGUCAUCUAGAUUGAGUGAUGUUACGUUGAUUGAGAUGCGGACUGGUGGGGCUCCUAAACUGGGUCUGUUUCCACGUGGACAAACGCCAUGUGGCUCAGCUGCGCUCCAUCAUUGCGCCGUAGUUUUGACUCAGCUGUCUGCUAGGCUGUGUUCACGUUAUGCAUAUAAUGAAAAGAAGAAUGGCUAAUGCAACAGGAACGCUGUUACCAUAGCAACGCUGUUAGCUCUGAUGGCUUUAUAUCUAGUCGUUUGGUCAUAUUUCGACUCCUUAAUGAUCUUCUAAUUCAGAGAAUCGUGAUAUUGUGGGGAAAAUUCAUGCAGGAUAAAAUGUAUCGGCUUUUUUGUUUGUCAAGGCGCAACAGGCAGUUUUCAAAAACACCACUCAUUUUUCCCAUGGAGAGAAAUGGCUUAGCCCCAUAUUUCCUUAUAUGGGCAUGACACCCACUAAAGCAGGGGUGCCCAACUCCGGUCCUGGAGGGCCGGUGUCCAGCCCAGUUUGGAGGUUUCCUUACUCAAACACACCCACUUAACCUGGCAAUUAACAGAACAGUGUAAUCAGGUGUGUUGGAGCAGGUAAAUCACCAAACUGUGUUGGACACCGGCCCUCCAGGACCAGAGUUGUGCACCCCUGCACUACAGAAUGACGCACCACUUUAAAGCUCCAUCAUAUUGCUAACUAGCUUGCUUGUUUAUAUUAUGAAAAAAGCGGUGGACACUCUACCCUCCAUUUUUCACUAGCCAGCUGAGCUGCGACCUGAUUGGUCAGAUGAUUUUGAAAAUGGGACAGAUCACUCGGGACUUUUCUAAAACUUUCAAAAAGUGACAUCACAGGUUUUUUGGAAUGAGCCGACCAAUCAGGAGUCUUGUCUCAUGAAGCAAGUAAGUAGGAAACUCAGGGGUCUCAACUGAGCUUCAGCUUCACAAACCCAACACACACGUCAAGCGGCUUAUGCCUCAUAGAAAGAAAGGGAAAUAAUCGUUUGUAAAUAUGUAGAAUGUAAAGCCUUUAUAAUAGGAGAAAGCAACACUGUUGCCUUGGCGACUGAUGCCGCAAACAGAAGGUCGAUGGUUUCAGACACACCUGAAAUCGGGACCUCUUUCGCGAUUAUAGGGAUGUCCUUUUUAGCCUCAAAAUUGGCCCGACUGUCCUGUAGUGCGGGCCAGGCUUCAGCUGAGUAAGCAUGAAGUCCAGCUUCAUGAGACACUCCUCAGUUCACAGUUUAGCAGCCCAGUGAAAACAAUCACAACGAAAGAUGGCUGCUGCCCAUACGAUAGAAAAUAAGCGCUGGCGGUUGAUGGAAAACGCCUGGAGUGGACACAGCAUUACCAUGACCUCAGAUAGAACCUGAACAACAUUCCAGAACUGAAUGCUAUGAUGUCACAGUGAUAAAUGAUGUCAUAAAGCCUGUUGGAGGCAGGUGGUUAAAAAAAGCCAAAAGUGAUGCAAUGGAGUUGAUUUCAUGUGCUCAAUGAUAAUGUCUGAAUGCAGUAAUAACAUAAAUGCAACUCAUAAAUACUGCAGGAGUUUACUACAAAUAUAUACGUAUAUUAUAAUAUACUACAAUAUUAACUGUGAUAUUAUGGUGCCAUUUCAUUUGUUAACUGUUACAAUUAAGCUAAAUCCAAGUUAUGUCGUACAUACAUAGCAAUCUGUAUUAUUGAUGAUUAUGAUGAUUUUGCUGUUACAUUGUUACAUUGCUUGCUUAUUUCAUGUUUUACAAAAACCUUGAAAUGAAAAUUAUAGCCAGUUACAGUAAAAUACAGAUUUUUUUUUACAUGCCAAAACGCACGAGACAGUAUCCGUGGACAUUCAGACGUCCGUCCGGUGUUGCUUGGCUAUUUACGAAUGUGUUCUCCUCACUAAACCCAGAUCUUGUCUCUUUAUCUUCACUGAUGGCUGUUAAAUGUAAAAAAAAAAAAGAAAAAAAAAAAGCAUAUGGUAAAGGUGCUGAAAUAGCUGAAGAAAAAAAUGGUGUUUUCCGC